CCGUCGUAAUAGUUCUAUCGAAUCGUGAUCCGUACCUACGGUCACCGAACCGCCGCUCUCCUGUUCAGUAAAACAUCUGUUCCUUUAACCUCUCACCCAUUUUCGUUUUAAAAAUACGAUCGAGUGAUCAGCCCUCUCUUGCGGCCAGGCCAGUUGAGGAGAAAAUUUCUCUCCCGACCAUUUAUCCCUUCGAGAGAGUUCUUUUUCGACCUCAUCUCCCGCCGACGACCGUUCGCCAUGGCUCACAGGAUAUUUCACAAGAUCAACAACGUUACCCAGUACCUAGCUCGUUCCUACGGCGUAGACGCACGGAAAGUGACUUUGAUCCCCGGCGAUGGAAUCGGUCCUGAAAUAUCGGCCGCUGUUCAGAAGAUUUUCGAAGCCGCCAAAACUCCAAUUGAAUGGGACGUAGUUGAUGUUACUCCUGUAAAAGCACCAGAUGGUACAAUGAAAAUACCAUCUAAAGCUAUUGAAUCGGUGAAUACCAAUAAAAUUGGAUUAAAAGGACCUCUUAUGACACCAGUUGGAAAAGGUCAUCGCUCAUUGAACUUGGCGCUUAGAAAAGAAUUUAAUUUAUACGCCAAUGUUAGGCCCUGUCGCUCACUUGAGGGUUAUCCUACAUUGUACGAGAAUGUUGAUGUGGUAACAAUUCGUGAAAAUACUGAAGGUGAAUAUUCAGGCAUCGAACACGAAAUUGUUGAAGGAGUUGUACAAUCCAUCAAAUUGAUCACAGAAGAAGCUUCAACCAGGGUAGCUGAAUUUGCUUUUAAAUAUGCUGUUGAAAAUAAACGAUCCAAGGUCACUGCUGUACAUAAGGCUAACAUAAUGAGAAUGUCUGAUGGUUUGUUCUUGAGGUGCUGCCGUAUGGCAUCUUCAAAGUACCCACAAAUCAAAUUUGAAGAAAAAUACUUAGACACCGUAUGUUUGACUAUGGUACAAGAUCCAAGUCAUUAUGAUGUUUUGGUAAUGCCUAAUUUGUAUGGUGAUAUAUUGUCAGAUAUGUGCGCCGGUUUGGUCGGUGGUUUAGGUCUGACACCCAGUGGAAACAUUGGCAGCAACGGUGCUCUGUUUGAAUCUGUUCAUGGAACCGCUCCAGAUAUAGCCGGCAAAGACUUGGCCAAUCCUACCGCCCUUCUGUUAUCAGCUGUAAUGAUGUUGCGUCACAUGGAACUUAACAGCCAAGCUGACAUUAUUCAAAAAGCUUGUUUUGAAACAAUCAAAGAAGGCAAAUACAGAACUGGAGACUUGGGCGGAAAAGCAAAGUGCUCUGAAUUUACAGAUGAAAUUUGCCGUAAAGUUCAAGAGUCCUCUUAACUUCUUGUUAAGUAAUAAUGUUGGUCCAUCAAUUUUAAUUAUUGUAUUUGUGUAUAUUUAUUUUGUGAAAAAACUAGGCCACACAGAUUAGCAAUAACCCUCUCGAGUUUUUCGUGUUUGUUCCUUUCUAUUUAAAUAUAAAAAUAAUAUUUAAUCCAGUUAUUGUAUAAUUUAACUAGGAUUUUUAUGAAAAUGAUGUUUUUUACUAGUACUGAGUCAUUAUUUCUGUGAUAAAUAUUUAGAAGGAAAACCAUUCGUAAAGUUUUUAACAGUCAUUUCCCAUUAAUUCAUUUAUCACAUAAUUAGUUCGUUGAUUUUCUAUAUAAUCAUCAUAUUUUAUAAUUUUCAAGAUCAAAAAUAUCUAUCACCCAUGACUUGAUGUACUAUUAACAAUAAAUCAUUUGCUUUACAAUUUCAUUAUUGUUGUUAUUAUUAUUUAUUUAUUUAUUUAUUAUUGAUAUACAAAUUAUUGUCUUAAAAAUUGUUGCGAUAUUCGACAUAUUUUAUGUACUUAAUGAUAGUGCUGUUAAUCAUUAAAUAAAAUACACUUUUCAAACAAUUGACAAAAUAUAUAUGCUCAGCAAAUAUUGCAAUAAUUAUAAAUGUGCAUAAUGAAUAAGUCUUUGUUCUUUGUUAAUGAGAGUAUGAAAGUAUUAGAUACAUGUGCCUAGUCACUAGACGGUAUUAUUAAAUAUUUUAAUAAAAUAAAAUUUUGUUAUUUUACUGAAA
Molecule: messenger RNA, 2043 nt
Organism: Metopolophium dirhodum (rose-grain aphid)
Lineage: Eukaryota; Metazoa; Arthropoda; Insecta; Hemiptera; Aphididae
Gene: Idh3a
Product: probable isocitrate dehydrogenase [NAD] subunit alpha, mitochondrial
Exons: 6
Coding region: 238-1314 (358 amino acids)
Biological process (GO): tricarboxylic acid cycle; isocitrate metabolic process
Cellular component (GO): mitochondrion
Molecular function (GO): magnesium ion binding; isocitrate dehydrogenase (NAD+) activity; NAD binding
Source: RefSeq, a predicted model, not a curated record